Molecule: messenger RNA, 1327 nt
Organism: Cynara cardunculus var. scolymus (artichoke)
Lineage: Eukaryota; Viridiplantae; Streptophyta; Magnoliopsida; Asterales; Asteraceae
Product: GDSL esterase/lipase At4g18970-like
Exons: 5
Coding region: 70-1176 (368 amino acids)
Molecular function (GO): hydrolase activity, acting on ester bonds
Source: RefSeq, a predicted model, not a curated record
GUCACACACUUAAUUUACCUUUUCUCUUGAGCUUUUGUUCUUUAUACUACAUCUUCUGCAAUUAUAGCAAUGGCAAGUGAGCAAAAGGGAUGGUUGGUUAUGCAUGUAAUGGCAACGAUCUUGGCAUUGAAAAUGGUAUCUUUUGGGGUUAAUGGCGACCCUCAAGUUCCAUGUUACUUUAUAUUUGGUGAUUCAUUGGUCGAUAAUGGGAAUAAUAAUGGAAUUGCUUCGUUGGCUCGAGCCAAUUACUUGCCUUAUGGCAUUGAUUUCCCUGAUGGUCCAACCGGAAGGUUUUCCAAUGGCAAAACAGUUGUUGAUGCUGUUGCUGAGCUUCUGGGCUUCAAUGAUUAUAUUCCGCCAUACGCAAAUGCAAGGGGCCGUGAGAUCCUUAACGGUGUGAAUUAUGCUUCAGCAGCCGCAGGAAUCAGAGACGAAACUGGCCAACAAUUGGGUGCGCGAAUUAGCUUUGGCGGGCAGGUUAAUAACUAUAAAAAUACGGUAUCACAAGUGGUGGAUAUACUCGGAGACGAAGAUUCAGCUGCGAAUUAUCUUCGACAAUGCAUAUACUCGGUUGGAUUGGGAAGCAACGAUUACCUUAAUAACUAUUUCAUGCCGAAUUACUACCAAACUAGCAGUCAAUAUACACCCGAGCAGUAUGCCACUGUUCUCAUUCAACAAUAUUCCCAGCUAAUAAGAGAAUUGUAUAACUAUGGAGCAAGGAAAGUUGUGCUGAAUGGGGUAGGACAGAUUGGGUGUAGUCCAAAUGCACUGGCUCAAAACAGUGAAGAUGGAUCUACAUGUGUCGAGAAAAUCAACUCUGCAAACCAACUGUUCAACAAUCAGCUGCUGUCUCUUGUGGAUAACCUCAACAGAGAUCUGCCAGAUGCUAAAUUCAUCUACAUCAACAAUUACGACAUUUUCCAAGACUUGAUCAACAGCCCUCAGUCUUAUGGUUUCACGGUGACGAAUGCUGGAUGUUGUGGAGUGGGAAAGAACAACGGGCAAAUCACUUGUCUUCCUGGUCAAACACCAUGCCAAAAUAGAGAUGAACAUCUGUUUUGGGAUGCUUUUCACCCCGGUGAAGCUGCGAACGUGAUCGUUGGCAGGAGAUCUUACAGAGCGCAGUCGUCGUCCGACGCUCAUCCCAUGGAUAUCAGUCAAUUGGCUCAGCUUUAAACUUAUAUACUACAUUUUGCCACAUUUAAUCAUAUAUAUAUAUACUACUACAUUAUAACCUACCCUCUUAAUUGUGUUUUAUUGUGAUUGUUUUGAAUUCAAUGUACCUUUGAUAUUUUUUCAUGAAAUGAAGAGUGCAAGUUUAAGUCAA